AUGUCCGACUUACCGCCAAGUUACGAGGCAUCACAAUCCUCACAGAAUGCUUCAGUUAAUCCACCCCCAUAUCACAACUGGCAAGAAGCAGUCCCAGACACCGCCACAUUUCCACCACCCCCCAUUGCCGGCUACCUAAUCUCAGGGACAGGGAACGCCUCCGAAGAUGACGCGCAGCGCGCCCACGAUUUCUGUGACUCGGUUCCACUCUGGCUCCCAACUCAGCCCUCACCCGCAGUUUACAAUGACGUGCAGGUCCAUGACUUUCGACCUGUACAGCCAACUGAGCUGCAUGGGCAGGUCUCGGCUGUUGCACGUGGCCACUGGCGUGGACACAGCGUCGACGGGAAUGGGGAUUGUGUCGUUCUGACCCAGCUGCCCAUGUACUUCCCUGCUGCAGACUCGCCCUUUGUCCGGGAGCAAAAGAAGACGAUCUACUUCGAGGUCAAAUUGUUGGCGCUGAGAGCCGGACCGACCCCGCAGGACUGUAGUGGGGUUUCGAUUGGGUUUGCGGCACAACCGUAUCCGUCCUGGAGAUCGCCUGGCUGGGAGAGGGGUGGGUUGGGAGUGUUUUCGGACGAUGGGUGUCGAUUUGUGAAUGAUUCGUUUGGGGGUCGGGAUUUUACGACGGCGUUCAAGGUGGGUGAGACGGUUGGAUUGGGGAUGGAAUUUGAGCUGCCAGAGAAUAUCUGCAGUGGGGAAAAGCAGAGUACGAAAUGCAAGGUGCAUAUCUUCUUCACGCGGAAUGGACGUCGAUCUGGGGGGUGGGAUCUACAUGAGGAGGUCGAUGCGGAUUCUGGGGGUGUUGAGGGCCUGGAAGGGGACUAUGACCUCUAUGGGGCGAUUGGGCUGUUCGGUGGCGUCGAUUUCGAGUCUUGUUUUGAGCCUGCAGGCUGGCUAUGGAAGCCGGAGUGA
Penicillium coprophilum is the source of this 915-nucleotide messenger RNA. RefSeq names its product SSH4 family protein. The record is from RefSeq and is a predicted model, not a curated record. Lineage: Eukaryota; Fungi; Ascomycota; Eurotiomycetes; Eurotiales; Aspergillaceae. The transcript has a single exon. The coding region runs from base 1 to 915 and encodes 304 amino acids.